Messenger RNA from Lepisosteus oculatus (spotted gar), 4581 nucleotides. The record is from RefSeq and is a predicted model, not a curated record. Lineage: Eukaryota; Metazoa; Chordata; Actinopteri; Semionotiformes; Lepisosteidae.
UGUUCAUUUAUUACGAUUUUUAGUUAGGCAACCUCUUUUUGAAAAAAUGUAUAAUUUGCAGAGUUACAUACCAUUACAGAGUGGUUAAGUUUGUUUUUGUUAUUAUGUUACCUGGCGGCUGGCCGGAUCCGAACAGCCACUGUGUCGGCGGAGAAGGGGGGGAAGGCUUUCGCGGGGACACACUUCCUGUUUCUUAGCAACCCCAGCAGGAAGUGUGUGGAGCCGAAGACAGACAGAGAUCGAGAGGAGGCGAGAGGACGGGUUGAGCGGCUGUGACUAAAACCCCAAAUCCGAUCCCGGUCCAGGACGGCCUGUGAACAGGGUGGCCCGCGCAGGAUGGCGGCGGACCGGCCCUGCGCCCUGAUCCGCUCCGGGGAUCUGUGACGGUGCUGGCGUCGGGAGAAGGGAUGUGAGUCUCCGGAUCCUGACCAGGAGGUUUGAUUCCGGCUCAUCUGGGCGGCAUGAGGACUGCGCGCGCCUGCCCCGUGGACAGAUUGCUGUGAGAAAGCGUGCCCGUUGUCUUUUCGAAAGCUCUCCUGCCCCUGAGGGAAAGGAGGGAGGGAGGGGUCCUUCCCAAAUCCACCUCCUCCUCCUCCUCCUCCUCCUCCUCCUGAGAUGCAGGACCAGGCCCGGACCACCGGCUUCCAGUGCAAGCAGUGCGAGGUGGUGUGUCCGAGCUGGCCCGGUCUGCUGGAGCACGUGGAGAGCCACUACCAGCACGAGGAGGAGCGGCGCUUCUGGUGCGAGCAGUGCGGUCGCGGGUACCGGCACGCGGGCAGCCUGGUCAACCACAAGAAGACCCACGAGGUGGGGUCGUUCCAGUGCCCCGUGUGCGCGCGGGAGCUCAGCAACCCCUUGGCGCUGAAGAACCACCUGCGCAUCCACACGCCGGGCAAGAACUACCCCUGCCCGGUGUGCGGCAAGGCCUUCCGACUGGCCACGCAGCUGGCCACUCACCAGAAGCUGCACGGCCCUCCGGGGGAGCCCCUGGGCCCCGUGGUGGCAGGAUCUGACGAAACGGAAAGCGGGCCCGACGCGAUUCCCGGGGAAGCCUCUCCGGGGGACCCCAGCGGCAUGUUGACCGGUGUGCCCCCGCCAGCUCCCAGCAAUAAUCCGCCCCCUCCUCCGUUCCUCAGGGAGGUGGGGGAUGUCCUCGACCCACCCUGGGGCAGCAGGGACCGCGAUACCUUUCUGGAACAGGACCCGUCGGAGCAGGCGGAUUCCCAGGCUUCGGUAACGGACUCGAGCCCCGAUUGCGGGCUCCAGCCGGACGCCCACCUGGAAGCAGGGGUGGACAAGCCGAGCACCGAGGAAGACCGUCCGUUCAAGUGCAACCAGUGUGAGAAAACGUACAGGCACCAUGGCAGUCUCAUAAACCACAAGAAGUCCCACCAGUUGGGGGCGUACGAGUGCCACGUCUGCUACAAGCAGUUCAAUAACCUGGCAGCUCUCAAGAGCCACUUGCGAAUCCACAGCAAGUCCAAGGGCCGUCCAGCAGUGGCGUCUCCGUUCUCGGGCGCAGCCGCCGCGGAGCUGUCGGCGCCUCAGAACGGUGACGCAUCCCACUUCUGCCACCUGUGUCAGGUGGCGUUCUCCAGCGAGGGGGAGUUUCAGGACCACGUGCUGCUGCACAACAGCACCUCUCUCUCGCUGGGGCCGCCCGACGACUUCUCCGACGACUUGUCUUAUGACUACACCGGGGUCGGAUCCCCUGAUGAUGGCGUCUAUGCGCAUCCACCUCUGAUUGGCCGGAGCGACGAGAAGGAAGAGGCUGAAGAGGAGGAGUCUGUGGCGGCCGUGAAUGGACAGAUGUACACCUGCGCCUUCUGUGGGGAGAGCUACUCCGACCUCGAAAGCCUUAAGGCUCAUUACCUCACGCACGAUGCAGGUCUGCAGGAUGAAGACGUGCCGCCCGAACAGGAAGAGGGAAACCCAGAAGGGACGCCGGCGGCCAAAGGGGAACCCAAGGUGAAUCAGGCCGCGGCAGAGGUGACGGGAUCGGAUGAGCGCCGAUUCAAGUGCCAGCUUUGUGGCAAGAGCUAUCGGCAUGCUGGCAGCCUGAUCAACCACAAGCGCUCCCACCAGACAGGAGUCUUUCAGUGCUCGAUUUGCCAGAAGCACUACCCGCACCUCGCCGCCUUGAAAAGCCACCUCCGCAUCCAUAAAUCGAAGCCUCCUGCGCUGCUCUUGAGCUCUGAGGGUGACUGGCUCUCCCCCGAGCCCUUGACUCUGGAAGGCCAGAGCUACGUCUUGCCUUUCUCUUCUCAGGUCCCAGAUUCCGGAUUGGCCAUGCCUCAAGAUGUCGCCCUUCCGGCUCCUCCAGAUGACGCUGCAGAUGCGUCGGGGAGUGUGUGCUUCCCGCCGUUUGAUUCUGGCCUUGCCAGUAGCUGUCCUGCCUCCCCACCGACGCCAGAUCCCGGAUUUCAGGCCGAGAGGCACAUGUGUGCCGACUGCGGGGAGACGUAUUCCGAUAUCGCCGGGAUCAAAUCCCAUCAGUGUCCGCGCCGGGAAAACCUGAACGGGCUGACGGGUAGCGGGGGAUUCCGGGAGGCGGGGGACAAUGCCGACGUGGAGGAGGACGGGAACGAGAGUCCGGUCCCCGUGGGGUCCAGGAGGCGAAAGCGCGGCCCGGCCCAGAAGCACGUGGAGGCGGAAGAGCGGCGGGAUGCGGAGGAGUACGGGGAGCUCUGCCAGUGCUCCGUGUGCGGGAAUCACUACGCCAGCCUGUCGGCCCUGCGGAGCCACCUCCGCUGCCACACGCUCCCCGGUGGCGCCGGCCGCUCCCCGGAAGCCGAGGACGAGGGCGGCCUGCUCAUCUGCAGCGCCUGCGGGGAGAGCUUCUUGACCGAGCGGGACCUGGAGGACCACCAGCUCUCCCACGAGUCCGAGCUCGCCCCCCUCCCCCCGAAACCGGAAAGCAAGAGCCACGCGUGCGCCAGGUGCGGCGCCGUCUGCGACGACUACUACCCGCUGGGCGCCCACCGCUGCGCGGAGGACGCGGGCGGCGAGGCGGCGGAGGCAGCGGACGCGGGAGGGGAAGGGAAGGCGGAGAGCCCCGGCGCCCUGCAGGAGGGCCCCGACGCCGCGGACCGGCCCCAUCGCUGCGAGCAGUGUGGCCGGGCCUACCGCCAUGCCGGCAGCCUCCUCAACCACAAGAAGUCCCACAAGACCGGCGUCUUCCGCUGCUUCGUCUGCCAGAAGCGUUUCUACAACCUGCUGGCGCUCAAAAACCACCAGAGGGUGCACUUUGACAUCAAGAGGCACAAGUGCUCGGAGUGCGGGAAAGCCUUCAAGAUCCACAAGCAGCUGGUCAGCCACCAGAGGACGCACGAGGAGAACCGGGCCCGGGCCAAAGAGCUCAACCGGCAGCUGCAGCGCCUCCUGCAGCACUGCGGCCGCACCUACCGGCACGCCGGCUCGCUGCUCAACCACAAGAACAGCCACAAGACGGGCUCCUUCUCCUGCGCCGCCUGCCAGAAGCAGUUCUCCAACCUGAUGGCGCUGAAGAACCACCGGCGCAUCCACACCGAGCCCAAGCGCUACCAGUGCCCGGACUGCGGCAAGGCCUUCCGCGUCUCCACGCAGCUCAUCUGCCACCGGCGCGUGCACACCCGCGAGAAGCCCUUCGCCUGCCCGCUCUGCGGCAAGUGCUUCUCCAGCAAGUCCAACCUGCGGCACCACCAGAAGGUGCACAAGACCCGGCAGGCCGGGCUCGGCCUUGGCCUCGGCCUCGGAGCCCCCCUGGACGGGGGCUUCGCCGGCCUGGCGGGGCUCGGCUCGGGCGGGCUCGGCUCGGGGGGCUUCGCCGAGUGCUGACGAAGCCUGCGUGCAGCCUCUCCGGUGGGUCCGAGAAACUGACUCCGGGAAGACAGGACAUCCCUGGGAUCCUUCCCCUCCUCGAGGCCUUGAAUCUGCCCGGCUCGCCCCACCUUCCCUAGUAAUUUAAAAACAUGAGUUUUUGUAAGGGCUGGAUUUUGGAUUCUGCAUAAUCGCUGACCGUGGGUGGUCAUCCCUUGUACUCUCAAGAAUCUUGUUUGUUUGUUUUUUUUUGAGGGGGGGGUUGCACAUGUAUAUUUUUAUUUAUUGUUUGUUUUUUUUUAAUUCACAAAACAUAAACGGCCUAGAGGGACAUCUGCCUCCGCGCAGAAGCCUUUCCAGUUCUCUUUACCUCGGCGUUGCGGUCCUCCUCCGUGCCGUCCCGCAGGAGAGACUCUGAGUCCGGCAGCGGCUCUCGCCAGCCGGCGCGGCGCGGUGCAGCGGCGCCCCCCAGUAUUAGUGCCUGAAAGACGAGGGGCUCUGCGGUGAGGGCGAUUUCCCCUCCCCGAAACUCUGAACCGGCUGUACAAGUCUCCUGGGGUGAGACAGGUGCUUCUGCUAGCCGUGUCCCCUGGGGAAGAACAAAUGACCUUUGAGUUUGUCCUUUGAGAACUCCAGUCCCCCUUCCUCCUGAAUCGUGGCUGUAGACGACACUUCUGCUAGCGAUGUCUGUGUCUGAGUUUUCAGCAGCGAGGAGAAAAUGUUGUUGCAAUAAAAUAGAUGGGGGUGGGGGAGGGGCUUCCCCAGCCCUGUCACGAGUCUGAA